AGUGAGGGGUUAACGUGUAAUAGGAUGAAUGGAUAUUGUGGCGAGCAGCGUCUGAUUACAAGCCGGAGAGGACAGUCACGGUUGUGGAGGGAGGGCGUUUGGGUAUCGAACACUGUAAACAUAGCGGUGAGCACAUUAUUUCAUUUUAGACUCUCAUAUAUUUGUUUUUUUAGCGUUUUACCGACAUCGACGUCGCUAACUAGCAACUUAAAUCCGGGUAUUAUUGAUGUAAACAUGGCGGACGGGAGUACAACUUGGAAUAUGUUGAAAUGAAGACUUAACUUUUGGAACAAAAACUCGGCUUUUAACAUCUGAUUGUUGAAGACUUCGACCCCGGGAAGGAGGCACAUCGGCGGCCAGGUGGAUUUUUACUGCUCGGUUGCUCCUCCAGAACGGAGUUAUCGAUACAGGCUUUUUUUCCUCCCGCUCCGCUGUCUCUCAGGCCUGACGAGACAUCCUUUGGGACGUCUGUCCAUAUCUAUCUUUGUCUCUGUGAAGGUUCAACCCGAGCUGCCACCAUUCCGUGCUGUAAGGCCGACCGCAAAAUGUCUUCCGACGGGGACCUGAGUAGCCUUGGAAGCUGCGAUAGCUUCUGGGAGCCAGGAAACUACAAGAGAACAGUGAAGCGGGUCGACGACGGCCACCGACUCUGCAACGAGCUGGUCAGCUGCUUCCAGGAACGCGCCAAGAUCGAGAAAAGCUACGCCGUGCAGCUGAGCGACUGGGCCAAAAGGUGGAGAAGUGUGGUUGAGAAAGGGCCUCAGUACGGUACCCUGGAGAAGGCGUGGCACGCCUUCAUGCAGGCCGCCGAUCGGCUCUGCGAGCUCCAUCAAGAACUGCGCGACCGGCUGGCGGGAGAAGACAGUGAAAAGGUGCGAAACUGGCAGAAAGAAGCCUUCCACAAGCAGAUGAUGGGAAGUUUCCGGGAGACCAAGGAGGCGGACGAUGGCUUCCGUAAAGCCCAGAAACCUUGGGUUCGCAAAUUAAAAGAGUUGGAGUCGAGUAAGAAGAGCUACCACCAGGCCAGGAAGGAGGAGUGGACAGCGAUUAAUCGGGAAACGCACGCUAAGGCCGACCCGUCCAAGUCUCAGGAGGAAGUACGCAAGUACACGACCCGGGUGGAGCGCUGCAACCAGGAGGCUGAAAAAGCCAAGGAGCGUUAUGAAAAGGCCCUGGAAGAACUGAACCGCUGCAACCCGCGUUACAUGGAGGACAUGGAACAGGUGUUUGACCUCACCCAGGAAGCUGAGCGCAAGAGGCUCUUCUUCUUUAAGGAGGUCCUGCUGGACGUCCAUACGCACCUGGACCUGUCCGCCAAAGAAGGUUUCAGACAGCUGUACCAGGACCUGGGUCAGACCAUCCGAGCGGCUAACGAAGCGGAAGAUCUGCGAUGGUGGAGGAACACCCAUGGGCCAGGCAUGAGCAUGAAGUGGCCACAGUACGAGGAAUGGACUCCAGAGACCGGUCGAUCAAUCAGCAGGAAGGAGCGAGGCGCUCAAUCGGACGACAACGUAGUCACCCUCACCAACAUUGUGACCUCAGGGGGGGACAACGUCCCACCCAGCCCCGUCACCCAAAAUGCCACCACCAGGGUUGCAAAAGACUACUCGUCCGAUUGGUCGGAUGACGACAACCCGAAGAAGGUGGUGGUAAACGGUGUCGGAGAAGCCGAAGCCAAAGAGGAGCAGGUAGAGGGGGUGCGAGUCCGAGCGCUCUAUGAUUACACGGGUCAGGAGGGUGACGAGCUCAGCUUCAAAGCAGGAGAGGAGCUGCUGAAGCUGGGUGAGGAAGACGAGCAGGGCUGGUGUAAAGGUCAGCUGACCGACGGUCAGGUGGGUCUCUAUCCCGCCAAUUACGUCCAACUCACCGAUUCCUGAUGACCCGCCCUCUUCUACGACUUCCUCUUCUUCUUCUUCUUCUUCUUCUUCUUCGUCACCUCGCCACCGCCAACGGUACACCUUAGACUCGAGACCAAGACCAUGUCUAUCAAAGCAGACCCCACUAGUGGAUUUACUCACCGAUACUCAAUCAUUGAGUUUUUUUUUUUUUUCAAUUUUUUUUCUUUUUUUUUUUUUUUAUGUCGAGCACAUUUCAGUUUUUGCGAACACUAAGGGGGGAAAAACUCGGUUUUGGAGUUUUUAUUUUUUUUGUUUUUGUUUUUUAUUCGCAAAUCACUAAACCGUGUGUAACCGCGCAAACUGUGAAUAUUUUUAUUUACGGUUAGACACGUUCAUGUUUUAUUCUUAAAAAUAAUAAGAAUUUAAAAAACAUUAAAAAAAUAAAUUAAUAAAUAUAUAAAAAAAUUAUAUAAAAAAUAAAAAAUAUAUAAUAAAUAAAUAAAUAAUAAAAAAAAAAUAAUUUACAUGUUCCUUCUCUUCGCUUGGUGUGGGCGACGUGAUGCUACUAGCGGUGCCAAGCUAAGCUAUCCUGCUGCAUAGUUUUAUGAAAUGCUCUAAUAUAGUAUAUUCCUUAUUAUUCUUUAAAUGAGCUCAUGUAAAAAAAAUAUAUAUAUAUAUAUAUAUAUAUUUAUAUAUAUGUAUAAAACCAAAUAAGUAUUUUAGGUGAAGUUUAUGAAUUCACCAAUAGAUUUCUUUAUGUUUGUCGCUUUUCCCGGUGGCCGAAAAUGGAACUGCAUGUAGGUUAUAAUGACAGAACUGCUUUGCAGUGCAGAGGGAUUUGAACCAUCAACCGGGCGAGGGCACACUGUAUUUCCAAACGCAAACGUUUUUAUUUGGGAUGUUAGCAGGAUGUUUAUUUUUUUUUAGCGUCAUUUUUUUUUUUUUUUUUUUAGAUAUGUUAGCUUAACGUUACGAGGCUCGUUGUUGUUUUUUUUAAUUAUUAUUAUUAUUAUUAUUUUACUCAUGUAUAAAUAUGCUUUUCGGAUUUUCCUGUUAAAUUUAGCAACGCCGGGGACUCGGAUUCAGAGCAUGAAGCACGCACGCACACACGCGUCUUUUUAUGUUUUGAGGUUUUUGCAUGUUUUACGUUCAUAUGAGGCUAGCUUGCGAUUGCUAGCUCGAGCUCCCUUUUUUUUUUGAGUGUUUUUUCCUUUUACUUUGCCCAAAUUGUCAACUGUGCAGCUCAUAAAAAAGGUUGUCAAUUCCAAUGUUCUUUUUUUUUUGUCAUUUACUCGCACUGACUUACUUACUCACGGUGCAACAAAAACAACACAUUUGACAGCAAGUAAUCUAAACACAACACACUGACCACGCGGGUUAUUAAAACAUACUCUUACACAAUAAUAUACAUGCAAAAGAGCGCUAAGCCGACAGGAAGUUACCCAGCAUACCUUGCGGGUUAUGAAUGAGUAUAAUAAUUAACAUGCAUAUUUUAGAUAUCCGACUACUGUUAAUGCUGCAUUAAAAUGCAUGUGAAUUGCAUGGAUUUUUAUUUUUUUUUUUAAGAAAUCUGCAAGAAAUCGAGGCAAACUUAAGAAAAUGUGAAGACAUUUUUUUAUUUUUUUUUAUUAAAUUAACAUUUUUUAAUCUGUACAGCAAAAUGAAAUGUCACAAUAAUUCUCUUCCAUUUUCAUAUUUCACCAAAUAACCUGAAAACAAGACGCGGUAUAUUUGCCUAUAAAUAGAGAAUGGCUAUUUUUUUUAUUUGGCUUUUAUUUUGGACUUGUUCAGAUUGGACUUGUGCAGCCUG
Messenger RNA from Doryrhamphus excisus (bluestripe pipefish), 3648 nucleotides. RefSeq names its product protein kinase C and casein kinase substrate in neurons 3 (gene pacsin3). Lineage: Eukaryota; Metazoa; Chordata; Actinopteri; Syngnathiformes; Syngnathidae. Gene Ontology annotation, molecular function: phospholipid binding; protein binding. Gene Ontology annotation, biological process: cytoskeleton organization; plasma membrane tubulation; regulation of endocytosis. The record is from RefSeq and is a predicted model, not a curated record. Gene Ontology annotation, cellular component: plasma membrane; endosome; cytoplasm.